Molecule: messenger RNA, 823 nt
Organism: Folsomia candida
Lineage: Eukaryota; Metazoa; Arthropoda; Collembola; Entomobryomorpha; Isotomidae
Product: protein Skeletor, isoforms B/C
Exons: 2
Coding region: 37-474 (145 amino acids)
Source: RefSeq, a predicted model, not a curated record
ACAUUAUUCAUCAGUGUCACCUUAUCCGUUGACAAAAUGACAUAUUAUCUUGUGCUUCUCGGGGUAGUAGUGUCCCUCUGCCUGCUCGACAAAACCGUUACUGGACAAAAUGCUGUGACGAUACCCGGAUUUCGAGGCACUGCACAUCGCGUUUCUUCCGGUGAUGUUACCAUCGUUGACACGCAUACUGUGCGCAUUAAGAACUUCCAUUACGACGGAUCUGCCCCUGACGUUUAUUUCUGGGUGGGGAGGGGUCGCCCUAGCCGGAAUGGGAAGCAGAUACCAGAUGAGCGUGGCGUGUCGGACAAGCUGAAUGGAUACAACGGCAAAGAUAUCGAGCUCGCGUUGCCGAAUGACAUCUCAGUUAAGGACAUUGACUACAUCUCCGUUUGGUGUAAAAGAUACGGUACAAAUUUUGGACAUGUCACAAUACCCAAAAACCUUAAUGUUCCAGUCUAUCGGAGAGCUGGUUGAUUUUGAUUGUUUAUUUAAAAAACUUUAUUUAACUAAAGCAAGUUAAUUUUUAAUUAAUAGCUAAACCAAUAUUUACAAUCUUUAUUGUAGAUUAAUUAUUUAAAUAAUUAUUAGUAUUUCGUACAUAUAUUUUGCUGCCUGGUACAAUGUAUAAUGUGACGUCUAAUGUGGGGUGUGUAAUGAAUGAAUGAACAGUGCAACACCGACAAUACAAAUGCAGCACUAAUACACAUGUAAGCAACAUGUUUUUCAAAGAUGAAGUACAUCUCAUGUUUUAUUUUAAACAACUAGACUUGAAAUAGAUAAAUAACGAACAAAAUAAAGAAAUACAUACCUAUUAAAAUACCAA